UGUGUUCAGAAAAGCGGCCAGACGGUGACAGAAUAUGCUGCUGAGCUCCGCCAACUAGCUGCUAAAUGUGAUUUCGGAGACAGGCUGGAUGAAGCUCUACGUGAUGGUUUCGUCAGCGGGGUCAGUUCUGAGGCUUGCCAACGCAAAUUGCUCUCGGAGGACAGACUGACUUUUGCUAGAGCUGUGGAGCUCGCUGUUAAUAUGGAGACAGCCCACAGAGAUGCGCAACAGUUGCAGAAAAGUGAUGACGUCACCCCCGUUCACAAGGUAAAGGAGACGCGACGCUCAACUUCGAUGCAAGAAGGGUGUUAUCGAUGUAGGGGCAAGAAUCAUGGCGCUAAUGAUUGCUACUACAAGAAUGCUAGGUGUCAUAAAUGUGGCAAAGUUGGACAUAUACAGAAGGCAUGCAAAACUGUGGGACAAACAUGUGAGAAGCGAGUGCAAAACGGGAGGAGGAAAAGUGAGCAGAGAGAAGGGAGAAUGACUGGCUACUUACAAACGGAUGAAGUGGAAGAUGCAACUCUGAUGUAUUCUGUGUUCAGUGCAAAUGGUACAGGUCGGCAGCCAUACAGGGCAACUUUUGAUGUAAAUGGAAAAAAGUGCCGAUGGAAAUUGACACGGGAGCAGGAGUAAGCAUUAUCUCAGAAAAAGUGUAUGAGCAGUCAUUUUCGCAUGUGCCUCUAGAGGGCAGCAGCGUCACUCUGAAAGGCUAUUCAGGAGAAAUAAUUCCAGUAAAAGGACAGUUUAUGGCUAAAGUGACGUAUGAAAAUCAGACUUUCAAUCUACCACUGAUAGUAGUGGCUGGAGGUGGUCCUUCACUGUGUGGGCGAGAAUGGCUGGAUCAAGUCAAGCUUAACUGGAAGAUGAUUAAAAAAGUCACACAAUGCGCAGCAAAGCCCAAGUCAAUACAAGAUGUGUUGGAUAAAUAUGAUGAUGUUUUCAAAAAUGAAUUGGGCACAUUAAAAGACAUUAAGGCAACAAUUUCAGUGAAGCGUGACGCUGUCCCAAAGUUUCAUAAAGCCAGAGUCCUGCCUUUUGCAAUGAAAGAAAAGGUGGAAAAAGAACUGGAGCGCUUGGAAAAAGAAGGUGUCAUCAACCCUGUGAAGCACAGUGAGUGGGCAGCUCCAGUGGUGCCCGUUUCCAAGCGAGAUGGUGGACUUCGCUUGUGCGGCGAUUACAAAGUCACUGUAAACCCAGUUACAAACACUGAAACAUACCCAUUACCAUGCAUUGAAGAGGUUCUGGCAGCAUUAUGUGGAGGAAAAAUCUUCUCUAAAAUAGACCUGGCAGCCGCUUACCAACAAGUUCUUCUGGAUGAGGAGUCAAAAAAGUAUACAACUGUGAACACUCAUAAAGGACUGUUUGUGUACAGCCGGCUAUGCUUUGGCAUUAAUUCUGCUGUCAGUAUUUUCCAAAGGAUAAUGGAGAACGUGAUGAAAGAUCUCAAUGUAGUGGUCUACCUGGAUGACUUACUUGUGAUGGGUAGAGAUGAAGCUGAGCAUCUGAUGAACCUGGACAGAGUUCUACAGAGGUUACAGGAAAAUGGCCUGAGAGUGAAAAAGUCCAAAUGUGACUUUGGUAAAACACAAAUCGAGUACCUAGGUCACGUUUUGGAUGGAAAAGGAGUUUAUCCUUCAAAAGACAAGGUCAGAGCAGUGCAUGAUGCUCCAACUCCUACAAACAUUAAAGAGCUCAGAGCGUUCUUGGGAUUAGUGAACUACUAUGGACGUUUUUUGCGACAGCAAAGUACUGUUUUGGCCCCACUCUACAAUCUACUGAAAGACCAAGUGAAAUGGAAGUGGAGUAAAGCAGAACGGAGCGCUUUUGACAAAUGUAAGGAAAUGCUAACCAGUGACAAAGUGCUAGCUCACUAUAAUCCGAGCCUGCCACUUUCGCUGGCGUGUGAUGCUUCAGCCUAUGGUAUAGGUACUGUUAUCCAACACACAACACCUGAUGGACAAGAACAUCCAGUGGCUUAUGCCUCUCGCACGCUCUCACCCGCCGAAAGAAACUAUUCACAGAUAGAGAAGGAGGCCCUCAGCCUAGUGUAUGGAGUGAAGAAAUUUCACCAAUAUCUGUGGGGGCGGAAGUUUAACUUGGUCACUGAUCAUAAACCGCUCCUCACGCUGUUUGGAGAAAACAAAAGACUUCCAACAAUGGCAGCUGCACGAAUACAGAGAUGGGCCAUUAUGCUAUCUGCUUAUGAUUAUCACAUAAUCUACCGCCAGUUAGAAAAACAUGGCAAUGCAGAUGGUUUGUCUCGUGUCCCCCUUCCCGAGAUUACGGACACGGGAACAGAGACAAUGACUGCAUAUCUCAAUGCGCUAAUCUGUGAACACCUGGAUGAUGUGCCACUGAGUGCAAAACAGAUCGCCAGGGCAACGCGCAAGGAUGCAGAACUAUCCAAGCUACACAGCUACAUCAUGGAUGGAUGGCCUAAAGAAAUAUCAGAAGAGCUGAAGGUGUACCAUAAAAAGAGAGAGGAACUGUCUGUUGAGCAGGGUUGUGUUCUCUGGGGGACGAGAGUACUGGUACCUUCAAAACUGAGAAGAACAGUGCUUAACGAAAUCCACAGUGGACACCCUGGUAUAGUAAAAAUGAAGAUGAUCGCAAGACAAUAUGUUUGGUGGCCAAAUAUAGACAUGGAAGCUGAAAAGACCUGUAAGCAGUGUGACAGAUGCCAGAUGGAGCAGCGGAUGCCACGCCCUGUCCCUCUUCACCCCUGGGAGUUUCCUGGAGAGACAUGGAAGAGGCUUCACAUUGACUUUGCGGGUCCAUUCAUGGGUCACAUGUUCAUAAUUGUUGUAGAUGCCUACUCAAAAUGGUUGGAGGUUUUUAAGAUGGCACAAAUAACAUCCUCCGCAACCAUUAUGCGACUUCGCAGACUUUUUGCAUCAUUUGGAUUGCCGGAGCAGAUCGUCACAGACAACGCCACAACAUUCACAUCAGACGAGUUCCAGCAGUUCGUUAAAGGCAACGGUAUUCUUCACACAACUGGCGCGCCGAGACAUCCAUCUACAAACGGCUUGGCUGAACGUUAUGUUGCCACAUUCAAAGCAGGCAUGAAGAAGCUGAGUGGAGAGAAUUUGAGUGUUGAGGACAAAGUGUCACAUUUCCUACUGCGAUAUCGUACAACUCCUAAUAGUGCGACUGGAGAGUCACCUGCAGAUUUACACCUGAAGAGACAUGUGCGUACACGAUUGGACUUCCUUAAACCAAACAUCGCCAUGAGAGUAAGGAGAAGGCAGUAUCUACAGAAGGAGGAACAUGACAAUCGGGCUGCUGAGAGACAAUUUGGUGUCGAUGAUCCUGUGAAUCUUCGAAAUACAGCAGGGGAUAAACCCAAGUGGAUUCCAGGAGUGGUUACUCAGCAGACUGGUCCAGUGUCCUACCGGGUGCAGGGAGAAUCAACUGACCAAGUCUACAGACAUCAUGGGGACCAGUUGAGACCUCGAUACCCUCUGGGCAAAUCUGAGAUGGAACCUCAAGUUGCACCUCAGUCAGAUGAGCAGGAGAAUGACUUUACAGAGACAGCCUCUGCAGCGUCCGUUCCACUAUCUUCUACGCUGGACCAGCCCAGACCACCUGAGCCAGUGACAGUGACUUUGAGGCGCUCAGAGCGCACUAUUAAGCGACCUUCACGUUAUAGUGACUAA
This is a messenger RNA of Corythoichthys intestinalis (scribbled pipefish), 3656 nucleotides long. It is a transcript of the gene clasp1b, whose product is annotated as cytoplasmic linker associated protein 1b. NCBI's taxonomy places the organism in Eukaryota, Metazoa, Chordata, Actinopteri, Syngnathiformes, Syngnathidae. The transcript has a single exon. Gene Ontology annotation, molecular function: nucleic acid binding; aspartic-type endopeptidase activity. Gene Ontology annotation, biological process: proteolysis; DNA integration. The record is from RefSeq and is a predicted model, not a curated record. Bases 606 to 3656 code for a protein of 1016 amino acids.